UGGUAACUUCCUGGAGCACGGAGCCUGCUGGAAAUCCUCCAGCGCUUGUUGACCUUAACUAUCACACUGUGUUUUGACUCAGGCUGUCGUUCUUGCCACGUAUCUGGAGAUGGGCACUGUGGAGCUCCGGGGCUGCUCUGCUGUGGAGCUGGGUGCUGGCACAGGGCUGGUGGGCAUAGUGGCUGCCCUGCUGGGUGCUCACGUGACUAUCACGGAUCGAAAAGUAGCAUUAGAGUUUCUUAAAUCAAACGUUCAAGCCAAUUUACCACCCCAUAUCCAGCCCAAAGCUGUUGUUAAGGAGCUGACUUGGGGACAAAAUUUGGGGAGUUUUUCACCUGGAGAAUUUGACCUGAUACUUGGAGCUGAUAUCAUAUAUUUAGAAGAAACAUUCGCAGAUCUUCUUCAAACAUUGGAGCAUCUCUGUAGCAGCCACUCAAUGGUUCUUUUAGCUUGCCGAAUUCGCUAUGAACGGGAUUACAACUUCUUAGCAAUGCUGGAGAGGCAAUUUACUGUGAGCAAGGUUCACUAUGAUUCUGAAAAAGACGUACAUAUUUACAAAGCACAGAGGAGAUGCUUGAGAGAGGACUUGUAAUUGGUUCUAAUUUAUAAGAAUGUCGUCACUGAGUGUAUCAAUUAAGGUCUUACUUGGGGAAUAUAAUCAUAUAAUAAAGUAGUCUGCUGUAAAAGUUUAACCAAAGGUUCUCGAAAGACAAAGCAAAUGUGCAGUUUUCAAACAAAGCAGCACUUUUUCCCAUUGCUGUGACUUCUUUAGUUAUAUUUUACUAACUCUGAAAUUCAACUAACAUUAAAGGAAAGUGUGAGAUUUUGGUUUUUGUUGUUUCUGUAUCCCAUAUGCUCCCUCUCAAUAAAUAAUUUUCAUUGAUGCUGUGAUGAAGGGUUGGUAUAAAGAACUUGUUUUGGUGAGGCUAGUUCAUGCAAAUCAUUUAAAACACAUUGUAAGACAUAUGUUUAUCCCAGUUUUCUAAUUUUCUGAGUAUAAGACAAGACGUUUAAUAUACAUUCCCUGAGCUAUUAAUACUAUUGAACUCUUUUGUCUGAUGUAUUUAGGCCUUAAGUACUUUUGGUUACUAGAGAUUAGGAUGUGAGUUUUCUGAGGUCUCAUAUGCUUUUUUGGUGUAAUUUCAGAUUUAGGUAUAUAAACAAAAGAGUAAAUAAAAAUAAAAUUUUAGUUAUUUUUUGGUAAGCUCCUAAAAUGGGGAAUAGGUUAUCUUCAAAUCAAAUGCUGUAGUAUCUCCCUUCAGCUUCACCCUUUCUUGAAUGUUUUUGUAUUUCUCAAGUGUUGUUUUGUAGCCUUUCCCUGCCUCCUCAUGAUGCACAGGAUGACAGUAAAAGAAAAAUUUUAGACUUGAUCUUUCCAUGGGAGGUUAACUCCCCAAGUCUCAGCUCCUUCCACAUUGCACUUAUAAUUGUUUAUUCAAUGUUUGUGUGCCCCAGAAGAUUGUACAGUUCUUGGGGGCCAGGAAUGCUUCUGCCUCUUUCAUUAUGGUCUCCCCAGUGUCUAGUAUAUCAUAGCCAAAUAUUUUUUGAAUGAAAAAGAUACAAUUAGAGGGUAUUGAUCUUUGAUUGAUUGCUACAUUGUUUUAUGAUUACCUUUGAUAGACUUUAUGAAGUCACACACAUACCCUGCCCUUUUGCUUUUUCCCCCACAUUGUAAAAGCUUAAACAACAGCUUAAACAUUUAGACCACAAGAAUAUUAUAAUCUCAGUAUGAUGUUUCCUAGUAGAGAUAGAUUUCUUUGUAAAACAUCAGAAACAAGACCUCCUCCCUCUUAACCUUUUAAUGACUAUUUUGGAUGGGUCAUAUUUUAAAUAGAGGUUUAGAUAGAGGUUUUACUUUAAUAAAGGUGAAUUUAAAGUUC
Molecule: messenger RNA, 1880 nt
Organism: Odocoileus virginianus texanus
Lineage: Eukaryota; Metazoa; Chordata; Mammalia; Artiodactyla; Cervidae
Source: RefSeq, a predicted model, not a curated record